AUGCUACCGGUCAAUAUCUACGGACCUAAUGGUAAGUUCGCAGUCCUGGCAAUGUUCGACGAAGGUUCGGCAAUAACGAUCCUGGAAGAAGCCGUCGCCAAAAGGAUUGGUGUUAAAGGGCAGUGUCAUCCCCUCACACUGCAAUGGUACGGUGAUAGAGUGGUGACCGAGCAGUCAUUUAAAGUAAGUCUAGAGAUCGCGGGUUGCUCGAGCAACAAGAGGUUCACGCUGAGAGAUGUGCGCACGGUGAAAAAUCUAAAUUUACCAGUACAGUCCUUUACAAAAGACGACUUCGAACAUUUACGAGAAUUGCCGCUACAAGAUUACCCCAGCACGAAACCUGUCCUGCUCAUUGGGCUGAAUCAGGCACAUCUAGGUGUUACCACAACCAUAGUACAAGUUGACAUAGGCAGUCCGCUAGCUGCCAAAACGUCAUUGGGUUGGGUGGCAUAUGGUCCGACUAAGCUUGCGUCAACGUCAAGUCUGCGAGUACUCCACAUGCGAGAAUGGCAACAUCUGCACCAACUGGUCUCGGACUACAUCACAACGGACAACUACGGUUUUAAUCCUGCAUCAGUCAAGCUUGAGUCUGAUGCCGAUAAGCACGCCAAAUCAAUAUUGGAGGCAACAACGCGAAUAAUAGGUAAGCGUUACGAAACUGGGCUUCUUUGGAAAAUGUUUCCACCACACUUUCCGAGUAGCAGAGAAAUGGCGGAACGGCGCUUGCUGUCGGUAGAAAGGCGCAUGCAUCAAGACGCAGAAUUUGCUCUACGUUACAAGCAAGAAAUGUCGAAAUACGUGGCGAAAGGGUACGCCAGAAAGCUAACCAGCCAGGAAAUCAGCGCGCCAUAUGCACAAGCCUGGUAUCUACCUCAUUUUGCUGUCUUUAACCCAAGCAAGUCCAGCAAACUCCGCAUCGUCUUCGACGCCGCAGCUACAGUGAAUAAGGUUUCACUGAACUCAGUCUUGUUAAAGGGCCCCGAGCAGGCACAGCCGCUCAUACGCAUACUAUUGCAAUUCCGCCAGGGCGAAAUUGGCGUAGCAGCGGAUAUAAGAGAGAUAUUUUCGCAGGUUAAAGUACGACCGAUGGACCAACAUGCUCAGCGAUAUUUGUGGAGAGAUGGAGACUCCAAUCAACCGAUCGAAGAAUAUAUGAUGACGUCGAUGAUCUUCGGGGCAGUUUGUUCGACUUGCAUCGCAGAGCAUGUUAAAAACAAAAACGCAGAAAGGUUCAGAAUUCAGUUUCCCGAAGCAGCCUCCAUUGUUAUAAACAAUCACUAUGUCGAUGACCUGGUGACUAGUUUUCACACGCCGGAGCACGCAAUCAAAAUUUGCAAACAGAUAGUUGCCAUCAAUUCGGAAGCCGGGUUCGAAUUGCGGAACUUCAUCUCUAAUUGCGGCUACAUAGAGAAAGCCAUGAACAAAACACCUCUAACGACAAGGGAGGUAAUUAAUAUGGAACGCAACCAGACGGCUGAUAAAGUACUUGGUAUGUACUGGAAUACCAGAGACGAUACUUUCGAGUUCCAUACAAAAUUCCAUCGCGUACCUCAGCCAGUGCUAGAGGGAAUUCGCGCUCCGACAAAAAGAGAACUACUGGGCAUAGUGAUGGCAGUCUUCGACCCAUUUGGGCUACUAGCGAACUUUUUGAUAACUACGAAAAUCAUCAUACAAGAUACUUGGAGACUAGGCAUUGGAUGGGACGAGAAGUUAGAUGCUGAAUUGGCUGCAAGAUGGUCCCGCUGGUGGAAGGAGUUCCCGAAUAUCAAAGAGUUUCAAGUACCAAGAUACUACUCACCCAAUAUUUCGCACAGCAGCAGAAUUGAGUUGCAUAUUUUCGCCGAUGCCAGCCAGGCAGCCUUUGCAGCGGUGGGCUAUUUCCGAGUGGUGUAUGACAGUUCAGUUGACGUAACGUUCGUCAUGGGUAAAACACGCACCGCGCCGAAGAGGCUUCUGUCUAUACCACGACUUGAACUGCAAGCCGCAGUUCUAGGGACAAGGCUAAGUAAACUGCUUGUCCACAAUCACGAAUUUAAAAUCAGUCGCGUUUUGUUUUGGAGCGACUCACAAACGGUCUUACAAUGGGUCCACUCUUCAGAGAGAAAAUACAAACCCUUCGUGGGCCAUCGAAUCUCUGAGAUUGUAAGUGCAACUUCCCCUGAGCAGUGGCGCUGGGUACCCACAAACAUCAACACUGCAGAUGCCGCUACGCGGCCGCAAAAUCCACCUAGGUUCGAUAAAAACUGUCACUGGAUUAAAGGCCCAGACUUCCUGAAGAACGAUGAAGAGCAUUGGCCGUCCACCAUUAUCGAGCGUUCCAGCGGACUUCUGGAAGAAGUUGAAACGAGUUAUAUACUAUAUUGUCAGGCAAGUAAAACUCUAAUAGAUUUUACUAAAUUUAACUCAUAUUUAAAGCUGAAACGUACUGUCGCUUGGGUCAUACGAGCCCAACUUUUAUUCCGGAGGAAAUCGGUGCCCGUUGACGUACAUCCGUCGAAGACCUUAACUGCUGCUGAAAUCGACCAGGCAGAGCGUAUAGCGAGCAAACAGGUACAGCAAGAGUGCUUCGCAAGCGAGAUCGAACAGCUUUCCUCAUCACGCAAGUAA
Messenger RNA from Rhagoletis pomonella (apple maggot), 2607 nucleotides. RefSeq lists its product as uncharacterized. NCBI's taxonomy places the organism in Eukaryota, Metazoa, Arthropoda, Insecta, Diptera, Tephritidae. Bases 1 to 2607 code for a protein of 868 amino acids. The transcript has a single exon. The record is from RefSeq and is a predicted model, not a curated record.